AUGGUUCUGAAGUCGUGUUACCCGACGGGAGAGGCAAACCAGGUUCCUAAACCAAUCGUGUACGUAGUCAAAGGUUCACAGGUGGUGCUUGUGUCGGCGACGAUGACUCCGGAAGUGAUGUCAGUGACGGAGCAGUUCAUGCUGAACACCUUGCGGAUCCUCGUCAAGAAAGAGCUGCUCACCCUGACGGGCAAGAGAGAGAGAUUGAACGUCGAUUGGAUCGAAUGGAAGUUCGAGACGCUGUGCGAUCUUAACUACAGCGUUUGUGUGAACCAGGCUGUGAUCUUCUGCAACAGUCGCCGCAAGGUGGUGCAGCUCACGCGCGAGAUGAACGACGCCAACUUCACCGUGUCCGCAAUACACGGUGACCUUGACCAGAAGGAUCGUGACGUCAUCAUGCGCAAGUUCCGCACGGGAUCGAGUCGCUUGUUGAUCACCACCAACCUGCUUGCGCGCGGCAUCGACGUCCAACAGGUGUCGCUCGUCAUAAACUACGACGUCCCUCGCGACCGGGAGAGCUAUCUGCACAGAAUCGGAAGAAGCGGUCGGUUUGGGCGGAAGGGAGUUGCAAUUAACUUCAUGACCCAGCAAGAAGGGCGCCUCACGGAUCUCGAGCAGUUUUACAACACGGAAAUCCGGGAGAUGCCCCGAGACAUCGCCAACUACGUCAGCUAGGUGCUCGCUGACGUAAGCUUGGUGCUUGUUGUAGCCCCUAUAUCGGAACUGACAGUUUGAGUAUCUUAAGAAGAAGAAGGACAUUAUUGUAGAAGAAUAUUAUUUUAGAAGAACAUUUCAGACCAGUGAAUUUUUAUAAUAAUCUGUAUAUUUUAAUUGAAGAAACGCACUAAAAGUUUUUUAAAUUUUUAAAAUCGAUUCACCGAUUUACUUUUUGAGGAUACGUAGUUCACAUGUAUUAGAAAAAAUGCAAAAAACUGUUUCUCAAAUUUUUAUUAGAGUUUAUGUUUAUGCUAUUUUCCAUAUAAACAAAAUCGAUUGUACACAUUAUGCAAAUGAAAACCAUAGAACGUAAUAGUGAAAUGUUGUUUAACAAGCCAUAUCUUAGUGGGACAGAGACCUAAUGAUGCAUGUCUCAAUAAUGACAUUAUACAACAACUGUUUCUUUUUUCUGAAAAAAAUAUAC
Molecule: messenger RNA, 1141 nt
Organism: Dreissena polymorpha
Lineage: Eukaryota; Metazoa; Mollusca; Bivalvia; Myida; Dreissenidae
Product: eukaryotic initiation factor 4A-II-like
Molecular function (GO): RNA helicase activity; RNA binding
Source: RefSeq, a predicted model, not a curated record